Messenger RNA from Nerophis ophidion (straightnose pipefish), 2311 nucleotides. Its product is annotated as MOB kinase activator 1A. Gene Ontology annotation, biological process: positive regulation of protein phosphorylation; hippo signaling. The transcript has 6 exons. Gene Ontology annotation, molecular function: protein kinase activator activity. Gene Ontology annotation, cellular component: cytoplasm; nucleus. NCBI's taxonomy places the organism in Eukaryota, Metazoa, Chordata, Actinopteri, Syngnathiformes, Syngnathidae. Bases 176 to 826 code for a protein of 216 amino acids. The record is from RefSeq and is a predicted model, not a curated record.
AGACGCCACAGACAGCAGACAGAGGAAGAGCUUCAGUAGGCGCAGUUAAGUCGAUGUUAGCUUAGCAGCACAACGAUUAGUUCUUGUGUGAGUGCCAGACAGUCUAAUCAAUUAUCAUCGACAAAACGAGAGCCAGGCGCCAUUAACGAGGCUCUCUCACCUCUGCUUCGCCAAGAUGAGCUUUCUAUUUGGCAGUCGCUCAUCCAAGACCUUUAAGCCUAAGAAGAACAUCCCUGAGGGGUCCCAUCAGUAUGAGCUGCUGAAACAUGCUGAGGCGACACUGGGCAGCGGGAACCUGAGGCAGGCUGUCAUGCUGCCAGAGGGAGAGGAUCUCAAUGAGUGGAUCGCAGUCAACACGGUGGAUUUCUUCAACCAGAUCAACAUGCUAUAUGGCACCAUCACAGAGUUCUGCACAGAGACCAGCUGCUCAGUGAUGUCUGCUGGACCAAGAUAUGAGUACCACUGGGCUGAUGGUACUAACAUUAAAAAGCCUAUCAAGUGCUCUGCCCCCAAGUACAUCGAUUACUUGAUGACCUGGGUCCAAGACCAGCUGGAUGAUGAGACACUUUUUCCAUCAAAGAUUGGAGUUCCUUUUCCCAAGAACUUCAUGUCUGUGGCCAAAACCAUCCUGAAGCGCCUUUUCAGGGUUUACGCCCACAUCUACCAUCAGCAUUUUGACUCUGUGAUGCAGCUACAGGAGGAGGCUCACCUCAACACCUCCUUCAAGCACUUCAUUUUCUUUGUCCAAGAAUUCAACUUGAUUGACCGGCGAGAGCUCGCUCCCCUCCAGGACUUGAUUGAGAAGCUUGGUUCCAAGGACAGAUAGACAUUGCAUCACCCAUUUUUUUUUUUUUAGUUAUGUUUAUUUUCCCAACACUUUCUUUCUUUUUGUCACUAUCCCCCUUCUUGGCCUCUGCUACCUCUGUGACUUCUUGUCUCAACUCAGUGUGUGCCUUCUUUUCACUCCUCACACCUUCAUCUGCUGUCUUACUACAGUCUGAAACUUUUUAUCCCUCAAUGUUGUUCCUCUAAACAUGAAAUGGCACAGGGUCCUAAAUGUAUUAUUCACAUGAGUAGUAAAAAAAGGAAAAAAUAUGUUUACUUUUUAAGAGCGGACCAAUGACUUUUGGAAGUGGAAAUGAGUUUUACCCCCAUUCAGGGGUUGUUUUUACAGUCUUUUUUUUUUUUUUUCAUUUAUCCCUGACCAAAUAGUCUAAGCUUACAUUUAAAUUUGUAUUUUAGCACAAUAUAGGGAGAGACAUGUAUAUAUAUGUGAUAUUGGUGGAUAAAAUAAUGCAAGAGAUGUUUAGUUAAUCAAAAAACUGUUGUGUGAUUUCACGCUGCCAAAUGCAAUACAAAGCAUUGCUGGGUGAAGCCUUUUUCAAUAUAUAGACUGUUAACUGCAACUUUCUUUGUUUUACAGGGUUUUUUUUCAUGACUAGAUAGGUAGAUUGAUAUGAUUAAAAAGCAAGAUAUAGGGCUUUUAGUAAACAAGGUUGAUUAUUCAUCUCUAGUGGAAGAAAAUAUUUAUGAAAACACUUUGAAUGUGAAUUUUUUAGUUGAGUUAUAAUUCAUUUGAGGUUUUUUCUGUGGUGCCGAUCAUUGGAACUGUGGGUGGCUGAUUGUUUCUUAUGCGCUGGUACCUUUUUUCCCCACUGUUUAACAACCUGUGUUGCAUUUGUGCACAAAAGGGCAAAUGUAAUGUAAACAUUGUGGUCGUUUCCUGUCUGAAAACUCCUCAGGCUACAGCAGCAGGGCUGUCUGUACUGCCAAACUUAUUUACUUGCUAAUGUAGAAAGGAUUCUAUAUUCAUAAUUUUAUUUUGGUAACAUUAUACACACGACAAUCAGUUAACCUAACCGACAGAAGGCACCACCAGCUGUCAUCAGUUGCAUUCACUUUCUAUAAUUGUUUUAAGACAUACUAUUUUAGCCAUCAUUUUAUUUUUGUUGAAUUCUUUCCAUUUAAAAUAAAUUUUUAGAUAUUUUAUGUUACUUUUAUAUUUCAACGAGCAUGUUGAAUCAAGUCUUUGUACCCAAGUGUAUGGUUUUCCCAACCUGAUUUGUCAUAACUACAUUUCUAACAAUCUUGUUCAACAUGAUGAACUAAAGACCGCACAAGGGCUAGAAAAUGUAUCAAAUGUUUUUAUUUCCAUUUUAACUGAGAAGGAGAAGCACAUAUGUCAGAACAUUUGAUGUAAAUAAAAAUCAGCGUUUUACCUGAGCAAAGCUGUGCCUUUACAAAAUUAAAAUGUCCUGAGCUUCAAAUCUGAAUACCUUUUUAUAUCAAUAAAAAAUUGUAUGAAAGGACA